AUGGAUGUCACAGCUCCGUACAUCAGACUGUAUGCAGUUUCUCUUCGUAUGGUUCCAAACAGACUGCAGUUCUUUGAAUAUGAAUCAGUGAUAUUUUACUGUGAGGAUGCUGUUUAUUGGGAAGUUGUACAUAAUUCCAAAGGGAAAAUAAACUCAUGCAGUCACACCAACCAGGGAAAAGCAGGAUCAUUGUGCAUAAUAAAAAGCGUGUAUCCAGAUGACAGUGGAGAGCGCUGGUGUGAGACUAAAGGAGCAAACAGAAGCGACAGCAUCAACAUCACUGUUACUGCUGGAUCUGUGAUCCUGGAGAGUCCUGCUGUUCCUGUGAUGGAGGGUGAAGCUGUGACUCUUCGCUGCAGAAACAAAACUGCUUCCUCCAACUUCACCUCUAAUUUUUAUAAAGAUGGAGCUCAUGUUCACAGCAGCGCCACAGAAGACAUGAUAAUCCACAGAGUUUCAAAGUCAGAUGAGGGACUUUACAAGUGCAACUUCUCAGGAGGUGGACAGUCACCGGAGAGCUGGCUCAGUGUCACAGAGACUGAGACAGACCACUCCUCAGAGCCCAGCUGUCAUAUUUACCUCAUCUUACGAAAUGUCUUCACUCUGAUGAUGGUGGCUCUGCUGCUGCUUUUUGUGGGACUUCUUCACUUUGGGAAACUCGGAGCUACAGCUAACUAAUGGUUGCCCAACUAUAAAUGUCACUGUGACACAAAAGAAAAUGAUUCAGGCACUGAUGAAAAAUAGAAAAAUCAAAGCUAGAGUUAAUAUCACAUCAUGAUUCAUCUGGAUACUCAAUGAAGUAUUUUGCAUGCUGUAUUUUUAAACUUUUAGCAGCGGGUGUAUGAUGUGCUGUGACAUCUUUAAGAAGUUAAAACAAUAAAAAACAAAAUAAAAGUCAUAUAUGUAGAAACAUUUUUACGACAACCACCAUAAUUCUGACAAACAUCUGCAAAGUUAAAGUAUUGCUACUUGUCUAGUAAGAUACUUUCAUUUGUGUUUGUUUUUGUGGACAGAAGU
This is a messenger RNA of Oreochromis niloticus (Nile tilapia), 1017 nucleotides long. Its product is annotated as low affinity immunoglobulin gamma Fc region receptor II. Gene Ontology annotation, molecular function: transmembrane signaling receptor activity. Gene Ontology annotation, biological process: cell surface receptor signaling pathway; immune response. The record is from RefSeq and is a predicted model, not a curated record. Gene Ontology annotation, cellular component: external side of plasma membrane. Bases 1 to 678 code for a protein of 225 amino acids. NCBI's taxonomy places the organism in Eukaryota, Metazoa, Chordata, Actinopteri, Cichliformes, Cichlidae. The transcript has 4 exons.